Molecule: messenger RNA, 2913 nt
Organism: Chrysochloris asiatica (Cape golden mole)
Lineage: Eukaryota; Metazoa; Chordata; Mammalia; Afrosoricida; Chrysochloridae
Gene: COG1
Product: component of oligomeric golgi complex 1
Exons: 14
Coding region: 1-2913 (970 amino acids)
Biological process (GO): intra-Golgi vesicle-mediated transport
Cellular component (GO): COG complex; Golgi apparatus
Source: RefSeq, a predicted model, not a curated record
AUGGCGGCCACUGCCGCCUCCUCGGCUUUCAAGCGGCUGGACCUGCGCGACCCCGCGGCGCUCUUCGAGACGCACGGAGCGGAGGAGAUCCGCGGCCUGGAGCGCCAGGUUCGGGCCGAGAUCGAGCACAAGAAGGAGGAGCUGCGGCAGAUGGUGGGCGAGAGGUACCGCGACCUGAUCGAGGCGGCCGACACCAUCGGCCAGAUGCGCCACUCCGCCGAGGGGCUGGUGGGCGCCGUGCGGGCCACCGACCAGUACUGCGCCCGCCUCCGCCAGGCCGAGCCGGCCGGGACCCGGCCGCCGCAGGCCCCGGAGGUCAGUCCCCCAUCCCGAGAGAAAUUCUACAGCAUGGCCGCCCAGAUCAAGCUGCUCCUGGAAACCCCUGAGAAGAUGUGGAGUGCGCUGGAGGCCUCCCACUACCUCCACGCCACCCAGCUCUACCUGCUCUGCUGCCACCUUCACAGACUGCUCCACCUGGACACGUCCACUUCUCCUCACAGCCCUGUCCUCUCCCGAUUCCCUAUACUCAUCCGGCAGGUGACUGCAGCCAGCCACUUCCGGUCCACCAUCCUGCAUGAAAGCAAGACGUUGCUUCAGAGCCAGGCUGUGUCAGACCAGGCUGUGGCCGAGGCGCUGUGCUCCAUAAUGCUCCUGGAGGAAAGCUCCCCUCGCCAGGCCCUCACAGACUUCCUGCUGGCCAGAAAGGCCGCCAUCCAAAAGCUUCUCCAGCAGCCACAGCAGGGUGUCAGCACCAAGACCCAGGUCUGCAUGUUAGUGGAGCUGCUGACUGCCACGCUGAGCCAGGCUCACACCCUUUUCUACACUUUGCCUGAAGGGCAGCUGCCAGACCCGUCCCUGCCAUGUGGCCUGCUCUUCUCCACUCUGGAGACUGUCACAGGGCAGCACCCUGCCGGAAAAGGCCUCGGGGUUCUACAGGAAGGGAUGAAGCUCUGCAGCUGGUUCAAACACUUGCCAGCGUCCGUUGUCGAGUUCCAGCCAGUGCUUCGAACCCUGGCACAUCCCAUCAGCCAGGAAUACCUGAAGGACACGCUGCAGAAAUGGAUCCACAUUUGUAGUGAAGACAUUAGAAACGGGCUCACCGGUCUGCUGAUGUUCGUGAAGAACAUGAAAGGCCUUGCGGGAGCCCGGGAUGCCAUCUGGGAGCUGCUCACCAGCGAGUCCACCAAUCACAGCUGGGACGUGAUCUGCCAGCGGCUUCUGGAGAGGCGGCUGCUGCUAUGGGAGGACCUGAUGCAACGGCUCUUCCUGGACCGACUGCAAACUCUGAUGCAGGAAGGCUUUGGGGCUAUCUCCAGUAGCUCCCAGGAGCUCCUGAUACCAGCCUUGCAGGAGCUCGCCUCCAAUGCCCACAACUCCACUGCAAGCAAGCACGUCCAGUUUGAGCACAACAUGUCUCUGUUUCUCUGGACAGAGAGUCCGAAUGACCUGCCCCCUGAUGCCGCCUGGGUCAACGUGGCCAACCGAACUCAGUUUUCCAGCAGUGGGCUUGCUAUGAAAGCUCACGCCAUUAGCCCCUGUGUACAGAGCUUCUGUUCUGCCUUCGACGCCAAACUCAAGGUUCAGCUGGACGACCUCCAGGCUUACCUCCCCGCUGAGGACCCGUCACGGCUGUCCAAGGACAUGUCCCCCCAGAGCUCUGCCUUUGACCGGUAUGCAGAUGCUGCGACUGUGCAGGAGAUGCUCCGGACACACGCCGUAGCCUGCGUCGAGCACGUCAUGGACUGCAUCCGCGCCCAACUGCAGAGCACCCAGGAAGCCAUGCGCGGGCAGGGGGAGGUCCUCUUCAUGGCCCGGCUCUGCCAGUCCCUGGGCGAACUGUGUCCCUACCUGAAGCAGUGCAUCCUGGGGAGAUCGGGGAGUUUGGAGAAACCAGCCCGGGAGUCGAGAGCCCUGAAGAAACACGGGAAGGGUAAAGGUCAGGACCUCAGGCCACUGCAGAACAAGUGGCAGGAAGUGCAGAGCCGCCUGCUCCAGCAGAGCGUGAUGGCAUACCGCGUGUGGAGCUCGGCGGUUGUGGAAGUUCUGGUCUGUGGAUUCACCCAAUCAUUACUGCUUGAUGAGGCCGGCUUGAUCCUGGCCACGGCCACCAGCUGGGAUGAGCGAGAGGUCCAGGAGGAGACCGAGUCAGGCAGCAGUGUCACAUCCAAGAUCCGACUGCCCGCUCAGCCGUCCUGGUAUGUGCAGUCCUUCUUGUUUAGCUUAUGCCAGGAGAUCAAUCGGGUCGGAGGCCAUACCCUCCCAAAGGUGACGUUGCAGGAGAUGCUGAAAAGCUGUCUGGCUCAAAUAGUAGCUGCCUAUGAGAAACUUUCCGAAGAAAAGCAGACUAAGAAAGAAGGCGCGUUUCCUAUAACCCAGAACCAGGCGCUCCAGCUCUUGUUUGACCUUCGCUACCUCAGUGUCGUUCUGACCUCCAAGAGUGAGGAGGGCAAAAGUGGCCGCAGCCGACAUGACUCCAGAACCGAGAAGGUGGUCGACUACUUGGAGGCAUUUGUGGAUCCCUUUGACCUGGAUGUCUUCACACCACACCUCAACAGCAAUCUCAACCGCCUGGUCCAGCGAACGUCUGUUCUGUUUGGACUGAUUACUGGUACAGAGAACCAUUUCACUCCAAGGAGCAGUACAUUCAACUCCCAAGAACCCCACAAUAUCCUGCCCUUGGCUGCCAGUCCCAUCAGGUUUGGACUACUUCCGCUGAGCAUGACGAGCACGCGCAAGGCCAGGUUAACCAGCAGAACCACUGCACCCAAAGCCCUGGCCGCACUUCCGGCUCUCACUAGGGCAGAAGACCCAAUGCAUCCUGGUGCUGUGUUCAGACAACUGGUCAGUGAGGAGGAAGACACGUCCUCGUCAUCAUUAUUCAAACUCGGAUGGCUCGCCAGUAUGACCAAGUAG